This is a messenger RNA of Tremella mesenterica DSM 1558, 1665 nucleotides long. RefSeq lists its product as uncharacterized. Lineage: Eukaryota; Fungi; Basidiomycota; Tremellomycetes; Tremellales; Tremellaceae. The record is from RefSeq and is a predicted model, not a curated record. The coding region runs from base 1 to 1665 and encodes 554 amino acids. The transcript has a single exon.
AUGUCUCAUCGUGAACUCUCCGACGUUUCCAAUUUCUCAUUCGCAUCUAUCCCUCGUGAUCCUCAUUCUCAACCAUUCUCAACUCAAUUCUUUGAUCCUUCACACCCGUUCAGAGACUUUGGACAUACUCCAUUAUUCACAGGAUGGAAUCACACCCCUUCUAAACCUCGACCAUCACGAUUUGCGAAAUUCUUCGAGGAACAAUUUCCGACUGUUGUUGAUGUUCAACCUCAAAGAUCUCCAGUUGGAUCCACACAGGAAUAUGAGUGGAGGGAAGAAGAGGCAGAGGCACAAAGGGGACAAGAUGAGGAAGAUUUGAGAGAACAAGUGGAAGAAAAUUGGAGUUACGAGGAAGAGAAUUGGCAGACGAAAGAAGAGUUUGAAUUUGAUUCUGAUCCUUAUCCCGAUUCAGAUGAUACCGAGUUGGGUAGAGAGGAAGUGAUUCAACAAGAUCUUGAGACUGCUUUGGAAGUACCGGACGAUGAAAAGGUGUUCGAAACCACUCAGGAAGAACAUUAUAAUGAGUUUGCAGUUGAAGAGGAAGAGACUCACCAUCAAGUGGAUGUGACGAAAGAGUCCAAGACCAGUGGGAAGAGUACGAUACCUCCACGUCUUGGUCGAUCACGGAGGAAGGCUAAACGAAGGGCCAAAUUGCAACAGACCCAAGGAUCGACGACGGCUCAGGAGGAGUCCGUUGACUCCUACGAUGGAAAUGAACUAAAUCAGACAAACUCAGCAGAAUCAAUUGAAAAUAAUUCACCGACCGUUGAGAAAGCAACUUUGACGAGUUCUACCAAUACAACCGCCCAGACAGAAGCUUCAAGGAUUAGCAAAGCCAAGAAAAAGAGAGAACGUCGAAAGUUGACUCGAACCGGUCAAAGCCAACUUCAAAAUACAGUAGAUUCCGACGAAGAGAUGUUGUGCAAAUAUCAAGAACUAGCCGAGGAAGAGAGAAAAUCUCUUAUUCCUACUCCUACCGAGGACAAGUCGAAAUCCGAUCUUUCGAGCUAUCGUUCUAUCCUGGCCGAUGGCACUUACGAUCAUUGUAGAAAGAAUCUCGCCGACAUCACUAAGCUCAUCAAGAAUGCAAGAGAUGACGGAGAAAAACAACGGUGGAAGUCUCUCCAACCGGAAUUGAAUUUAUGUAAUUCUCUUGUGAUUUCAACUCUUGUCUUUGAGGUCGAAAAAGGAUACAGGCAUAAUCUUUCGACGCAUAGAUGUAGUGAGGUUGAUUGUGAAAUGAACAUCGCUACUAGGGCCCGUCAAGAGCUCAACGCUCACCCCGUGAAUAAAUAUAUACUCAACACAGUAGGAGAAGACGAUACUCGAACUGCAUUGACGGUGAAGCAGAGGAACGAUUUGAAUGAAUAUAUUCGUGUGUUCGCAGAUCCAGAGUUGGAUUUGAUAUACAGAAGACUGUGGACGGCGGGUAAAUGGGUCGGUCCCAGGAAAAGAGGUAGAGAUCUAUGGCGUCAAAUCACGACUACAGCUUAUGCUACCUAUCCGAAAUCUGACAAGGUCACCACAACCAACAGAGCUUCGGCGGUGGAAGGAGUGGACAUCGAACAGGUGACUAAGAGGAUUACCGCGUUGACGUUGGAGGAGCAGGGGUAUUCCAGGGGAGAAAGUUCGAAACGUUCUUUGCGUCCAGAAGACCUGCAAUAG